AUGAAAAGCUCCGAAGAGUAUUCAUAUGCCAGAAUUCUAUACAGAAAAAUGCUAGAGGACGAAAGCAGCUCUUUGGACGCAAUGGAGGUCCACAUCGACAAGCUGGAGAAGAAUCUCCGGGACAGAAUAGACGCUGUUCUAAGACAGCUGAGCAUACUGCAAAGAGAAGAGAAAGAGCUACAAACCAUCAUAGAGAGAGGCGCGUAG
Molecule: messenger RNA, 207 nt
Organism: Nematocida major
Lineage: Eukaryota; Fungi; Microsporidia
Exons: 1
Coding region: 1-207 (68 amino acids)
Source: RefSeq, a predicted model, not a curated record